Messenger RNA from Danaus chrysippus (African queen), 387 nucleotides. The record is from the annotation of a GenBank genome assembly. Lineage: Eukaryota; Metazoa; Arthropoda; Insecta; Lepidoptera; Nymphalidae.
AUGUCUACAGGUUUGGUGUCACUGGCUUUUGCUGGUUCUAUUGGUAUGACAUUUGUCAUACUAGCCUGUGCCUUACCACAGUAUAAGUAUUGGUGGCCGUUCUUUGUGGUUCUGUUCUAUGUGCUAUGUCCCAUACCAACAAUGAUAGCGAGACGUCACACGGACACAGCCGGUGGUACAAACUCACCAUGUAUGGAAACAGCUAUCUUUAUAACCAUGGGAAUCCUUGUCAGUUCAUUUGCCCUGCCGAUAGUGCUGGCUAGAACUGGUGCAAUCAUGUGGGGUGCUUGUUAUCUGACAUUGGCCGGCAACGUCAUUGUUUAUCUGACUAUUUUAGGUUUCUUCACAAUCUUUGAUAUGGAUGAUUCGGACUAUGCUAUGUGGUGA